Molecule: messenger RNA, 1524 nt
Organism: Carassius carassius (crucian carp)
Lineage: Eukaryota; Metazoa; Chordata; Actinopteri; Cypriniformes; Cyprinidae
Product: 3-hydroxyisobutyrate dehydrogenase, mitochondrial-like
Exons: 8
Coding region: 90-1076 (328 amino acids)
Biological process (GO): L-valine catabolic process
Cellular component (GO): mitochondrion
Molecular function (GO): NADP binding; 3-hydroxyisobutyrate dehydrogenase activity; NAD binding
Source: RefSeq, a predicted model, not a curated record
GGAGGAAUGUUGCUGUCAAUCAUAGGACCCGCCCCCUGAGUUCCUGACUCUGUCUGUCAACGUGGAGCUUAGGUCAAGAGAAAUAAACCAUGGCCACAUUGUUUAGAGGGUAUCGGAAUUUUUAUAAAAGAAGCAGUAAACAUGUGGAGCUCACUUUGGUAUCCUGUAGAUCAAUGGCUUCCAAGACCCCAGUGGGUUUUAUUGGUCUGGGUAACAUGGGGACACCUAUGGCAAGAAACUUAUUGAAGCAUGGAUAUCCUGUCAUUGCUACUGAUGUCUUCCCAGAGUCUUUCAAGGAGCUUCAGGACUCAGGAGCACAGAUCUUGGAUUGCCCUGCUGAAGUGGCUGAUAAAGCUGACCGCAUCAUCACCAUGCUACCAUCCAGCCCCAACGUCAUUGAGGUUUACACAGGACCCAAUGGCAUACUUAAGAAGGUGAAAAAAGGCACCCUUCUGAUUGACUCCAGCACCAUUGACCCUGCAGUGUCCAGAGAGAUGGCUGCUGCUGCUGAGAAGAUGGGAGCAGUGUUCAUGGAUGCUCCAGUGUCAGGAGGUGUUGGUGCAGCCAGUCUGGCUAAACUCACCUUCAUGGUGGGUGGAGUUGAGGAGGAAUUUAAUGCUGCCCAGGAGCUAUUCACCUCUAUGGGAGCAAAUGUAGUGUACUGUGGCCAAGUGGGAAGUGGACAGGCAGCGAAAAUCUGCAACAACAUGCUGUUAGCAAUUGGCAUGAUUGGCACAGCAGAGACCAUGAACCUUGGAAUUAGACUGGGUUUAGAUCCAAAGCUGCUGGCGAAGAUUCUGAACAUGAGUUCAGGACGAUGUUGGUCCAGUGACAAGUAUAACCCCGUCCCAGGUGUAAUGGAAGGAGUGCCCUCAGCAAAUAACUACCAGGGAGGCUUUGGCACAAAGCUAAUGGCUAAAGAUCUUGGUUUUGCUCAGGAUAUGGCGACCAGUGCCCAGACCCCAAUUCCUCUUGGUUCUUUGGCACACCAGAUCUACCGUGUGAUGUGUGCUCAUGGCUACUCUAACAAAGACUUUUCCUCCGUCUUCCAGCUUUUACGAGAGGAGGGGGUGUAGUAGGUCCAAUGGAAGUGACCCAGACUCUGGACAUUAUGACUUGCUGGUUUAUUAUUGAUAUGCAUGAGUGUAUAUUUUCAGAGGGAUGUUACAGGUAUGUUGAAGCUAAUAAGUGUAACAUUGAGAGUCCGAUGCCUCUCUUAGGUUGUUGCCAGAUUUUGCCGUUUGUAACUAUGACCGGUUCGAACUGUUACUCAAGCAUUCUUACUUCACACAUUUACCUGCAAAUGUUUACAGUCAUUCUUUUUCACUUUGAGCCAGUUCUGAGCCAAUAUUGAUUUUAGGUCCUGAUACUGCUAGAAAUGUUUAUGGAUCCAUAUGACAUACCUCAUCUGUUUCAGUUGUGCUUAAACUGAAUCGAAACUGUGAAAAUUUUUACAAAGAAGUAGUAGGUCCCUUGUUUUUGUGGAAUAGUUACAUUAAAAGAAUAGUUCACCUAGAAAAAAAA